AUGUCGUACGAUCCGCCUCAAGAGACCUGGUCCGCCCCGACAUAUCAGCCCGGCGCAUGGGGUCAGGCCCCUAUCCAACAAUACAACCUCAAGCCAGACUCUGGAACCGACCCGCAAGAGAUACUGGCAGAUAAACUGGGCUAUAUGGAGCUCGGUGGUGACAAAGAGGGGCAGGGCGAAGAGGAAUCGGAGGCUGCUGGAGAUUCUCCAGAGCCUGUGGAUGUUCCAGGAUUGCCAAAGAUCAGUAAGAAGAACACUGUGGAUGAACUGAGAGACGCGCUACAGAAGAUGGGGCUGAGUCCCAAAGGGAAGAAGGAGACUUUACGGGCGCAGACAGCGGUUCAGGCUGCCGCCCUGGCUAUGGCCCCGCCUCCCGAAGACCCUUCCACACCCCUUUCCGAUAGCGACAAUCCUUGGGAGGUCGCAUUUCCCUCGGACAGCGUGCUCGCAGCUCAUUUCGCCGAAAAGGAGAGACGAAGGGCAGAGAGACAGCAGAUGAAAGAGUCGGGGCAAAAGUUCAGGUCGUUCUUGUGUUUCGAUGUAGAGGCGACCUGUCGGGGAGGCAAAGAGUUUGACUGGCCAAACGAGAUCAUUGAAUUCCCAGUAGUUCUGGUGAAAUGGGGAGAAGAGCCAGAUGAGGAAGGCAAGAGGGUGCUGGAGAAAGUGGACACCUUCAGGUCAUAUGUGCGCCCGACUUGGCAGCCUGUGUUGACCGACUUUUGCAAAGCUCUUACUGGUAUCACUCAGGAGAUCGUGGAUGCCUCUCCAACCUUCCCAGAAGUCCUGAAAGAGCUGGAGGUUUGGCUGGAUAAAUGGGAUCUGCGUGGAGAGAAGGGGCUGAAGGAUGCAAUCUGGGUGACAGAUGGGCCUUGGGACUUAAGAGACUUUGUACCCAAACAGCUUCAUAUCACUCCUCCAGACCCAUAUCCCAACUUCUUCCACGGUCCAUAUCUUAACAUCAAACAUGGUGUCCAGUCCGUCAUGUCAGAGAUCAAUCGUCGACGUGUAUACGCCGACGCUCACCCCGACAAUGCAGCGAACGAGCGAGCGACCAUGCCAAUCACUACUUCCAGGCGAGGAGGCAAAUGGAGGCCAGGAGCCGGGGCUGAAGGGUACGGAGCAGCUGUUGCUCGAGCGUUCCGUUCUGAUGGAGCGAUACCCGUCACUGCCCCAUCCACUCCCACCAGAUCUGGUGCUCCUGAUGCUCCUGGUUCGCCGUCCACGCCAACGGGACAGACUCCGCCCCGCCCCCGGACUGACUACUAUCUCAACAUUGCUGGCAUGUGUGAAGCUCUGGGACUGGGUGAAUUCGAAGGAAGGCAACACUCUGGUCUGGACGACGCAACGAAUAUUGCUAGAAUCCUGAUCAAGCUAUCCGAAAAGAACGUCAUCUUUGAAGCAAAUGGGCUGAUCCAACCCACCCAUUCCGGCAAAAGAUAUGCCUGGAUGGGAGAAUCCGGCAAAGUGAUCUGGGAGGACUGGAUGUCAUUUCAAAAACCUCAGGAAGACCCCGUGCAGAAGAAGGAGCUGGACAAGCAGCGUAACAUAGAAGAGGCAAAGAGGCAGAAAGAAGAAGCCGACGGAAAGAAGGCAGAAAAGGAAGAGAGGAAGAAGCUGGUGGAAGAAGAACAUGCUGCGAAUCGUGCCGCAAAAGCCGCCAAGGCCGCCGCAAAAGAUCAUACAGAAGAGAUUUGGGACGACGAAGAGGGGUAUGACGAAGAUCAAGAGUACCAGGAGCAGCCCCGAGACGAGGGACCUACAGACUCGUUGGUGUUUGUCCCAAGGGCAGUCUCGCGUGGGCAGCGGCGUGGAUCGGCUAAUCGAAUUCGCUCGCCAUAG
Messenger RNA from Cryptococcus wingfieldii CBS 7118, 1839 nucleotides. RefSeq lists its product as hypothetical. The record is from RefSeq and is a predicted model, not a curated record. Gene Ontology annotation, molecular function: nucleic acid binding; 3'-5'-RNA exonuclease activity. Gene Ontology annotation, biological process: exonucleolytic trimming to generate mature 3'-end of 5.8S rRNA from tricistronic rRNA transcript (SSU-rRNA, 5.8S rRNA, LSU-rRNA). NCBI's taxonomy places the organism in Eukaryota, Fungi, Basidiomycota, Tremellomycetes, Tremellales, Cryptococcaceae. The coding region runs from base 1 to 1839 and encodes 612 amino acids. The transcript is spliced from 8 exons.